AAUUAUCUUCACUGAAGAAAUUUGAUGAAAUUAAGAAGGCUAACCAGGCUGCAGCAAAAAAGCUAGUUGAAGACCAAUUAAGCUCCUCAUCUGAAGAAGAUGAUGAAGAUGCUGAAGUGAAACAAGGAAAGAUUUUGGACAAAACAUUUACCAUCUACACCAGUCAAACUGAUGGAGAUGCAAGUGAACUGGAACGUACGAGGCAGUACAUGAAUGAAGCUUUUCAGUCAGGGGCUAUGACAUGUCUCAUCUGCAUUGCUUCAGUUAAAAGGAACCAGGCUGUCUGGAGCUGCUGCGGAUGCUUUUGUAUAUUUCACCUGGUGUGUAUCCAGAAGUGGGCGAGGGACAGCCUUUUCCUUGUGUCUUCUCCUUUGACAGAUGAUGAUUUUGGGAAGAAAGAUCAUCCCUGGCCAUGUCCAAAAUGUAGAUUUGAAUACAAACGCUCUGAAACUCCCAGUAGGUAUUACUGUUACUGUGGAAAAGUGGAGAAUCCAACACUGGACCCAUGGCUGGUACCUCACUCCUGUGGUCAGAUAUGCGAGAGGGAAUUCAAACCUCCUUGUGGUCAUAAAUGUUUGCUGCUUUGUCAUCCAGGACCUUGUCCACCUUGCCCAAAGAUGGUCACAACAACCUGUCACUGUAAGAAAGCUAAACCAGUGCCCAGAAGGUGCAGUGCCAAGGAGUGGUCCUGUCGCCUGCCCUGUGGACGAACGUUGCUGUGCGGACAACACACGUGUGAGAAUGCCUGUCACGCAGGAGAUUGCCAGCCUUGUCCACGAGUCAGUAAACAGCGGUGUGUCUGUGGAAGGCAGACAGCAGAAAGACUUUGUGCGAGUCCUCAGUGGCAGUGCGAUCAGGUGUGUGGGAAACAUUUGCCGUGUGGUAAUCACACAUGUGAGCGAGUUUGUCAUGCUGGUCCCUGUGGAGACUGUCCUCGUUCUGGGAAAAGGUCCUGUCCUUGUGGAAAAACAAAGUUUACAUUGCCUUGUACAGAAGAUGUGCCCACCUGUGGUGAUAGUUGUGACAAAGUUCUGGAAUGUGGCAUCCAUAAGUGUUCACAGCGCUGUCAUCGAGGUCCCUGUGAGAUAUGCAGACAGGAGGUGGAAAAACAGUGUCGCUGUGGGAAGCACACCAAACGUAUGCCAUGUCAUAAGCCAUAUCUGUGUGAAACCAAGUGUACUAAAAUUCGUGACUGCCAGAAGCACCAGUGUCGGAGAAAGUGCUGUUCUGGAAACUGUCCACCUUGUGAUCAAGUCUGUGGGCGUACUCUAGGCUGCAGAAAUCACAAAUGUCCUUCAGGCUGCCACAGAGGUAGUUGUAAUCCAUGUCCAGAGAUUGUAGAUGUGAAAUGCAACUGUGGAAAAACUGUUAUUAAAGUGCCCUGUGGCAGAGAACGUACCAUCAGACCUCCCAAGUGCAAGCAGCUGUGCAGUCGACCACCUACUUGUCACCACUCUACCCAGGAGAAACACUACUGUCACUUUGGGCAGUGUCCUCCGUGUCGUCAGCCGUGCCAGAAAACGUUAACCUGUGGUCAUUUGUGCCCUGUUUCCUGCCACGAUAAAGCACUCGUGAAGCAAACUGGCUCACAUCAGUCUGCAGGUCCUUGGGAACAGCCAUCUGAGCCAGCUUUCAUUCAAACUGCACUACCAUGCCCUCCCUGUGAGGUUCCUAUACCAGUGGAGUGUCUUGGUCAGCAUGAGGUUAGUCCAUUGCCAUGUCAUUCUGCAAAUCCCUUCUCAUGUAAAAGACCUUGUGGGCGGCUUCUUGAUUGUCAGAAUCACACCUGUAUGAAAGAAUGUCAUCCUGUUACUAAAUUGAACAGCAGUGCAGAUGGAAAGAAGGCAGGUCCAGAAUGCUCACAGUGCGAAGAGGAGUGUACCAAGCCCCGACCAUCUGGCUGUCCUCACCGAUGUGUUUUGCCUUGUCAUCCUGGUGAUUGCCCACCAUGUCUCCAGAUGCUUAAAAUAAAGUGUCACUGCAAAUUAUCAGUACUGUACAUUGAAUGCUUAAAACUAGCAUGUGCUGAUGUAAAGGAAAAGGAGAUUCUCAUUUCCUGCAAAAAUCAGUGUCCAAAAGAGUUGCCCUGUGGUCACCGGUGUAAAGAGAUUUGCCAUUCGGGUAACUGUGCCCUGAACUGCAGCCAGAAGGUUAAACUCCGAUGUCUCUGUAAGAGACUGAAAAAGGAAAUACAGUGCAGCAAGAUACAAGAAGGCCAAGUUUCACUGGAAUGUGAUGCAUUAUGCAAGGAAAUGAAGAGGAAAGCAUCUGAGAUCAAAGAAGCAGAAGCCAAAGCUGCUGUUGAAGAAGAGAGGCGAAGACAACAGGCUGAACUGGAAGCUUUUGAAAACAGAUUAAAAGGGCGAAGAAAGAAUAAGAGAAGAAAGGAUGAAGUAGAAGUUGAACCAUCGUCGUGGCAAAAAUACAAGAACCUCAUUAUGCUGCCAGUGUUUGGAGUUGCUGUCGUGAUGGUUGCAUGGCUCAUGGUCUACAAUGACUGAAAACAACUCAAUAUUUAAUAUACCUCAGUUGGACUUUA
This is a messenger RNA of Acanthisitta chloris (rifleman), 2539 nucleotides long. RefSeq names its product nuclear transcription factor, X-box binding-like 1 (gene NFXL1). The transcript has 21 exons. Gene Ontology annotation, biological process: regulation of DNA-templated transcription. The record is from RefSeq and is a predicted model, not a curated record. Lineage: Eukaryota; Metazoa; Chordata; Aves; Passeriformes; Acanthisittidae. Gene Ontology annotation, molecular function: DNA-binding transcription factor activity, RNA polymerase II-specific; zinc ion binding; RNA polymerase II transcription regulatory region sequence-specific DNA binding. The annotation marks the transcript as partial. Gene Ontology annotation, cellular component: nucleus.